Suillus clintonianus is the source of this 636-nucleotide messenger RNA. RefSeq lists its product as uncharacterized. NCBI's taxonomy places the organism in Eukaryota, Fungi, Basidiomycota, Agaricomycetes, Boletales, Suillaceae. Bases 1 to 636 code for a protein of 211 amino acids. The record is from RefSeq and is a predicted model, not a curated record. The transcript is spliced from 5 exons.
AUGGAUGAAAAUCGGGCUACAGCAGGAAAUUCGCUAGCUACGGGCUUGGACGACCUUGCUUCUUAUCUCGAAAAAAGCUCUCAUGUCGUCCUAGAGUAUACUGACAUCAUCGAGCACAGGUAUGCACGUCCGGCAUUAGACAAAUUAUCCAGAUACUUCCAGGAUCAGCCGUUGACAGUGACUUGGCUCACGACGACUCUCACUCUCUUCGCUGUUAUGAGUAUCCUGCCGGUUCUGUCAUUCAUAGGCCUAUCGAUCUUCGCGGUGUGCAGCUCCAUGUCCAUUGCGCUUACGUUCGGAUUCGUGGCUGUCGUCGCAUUCGAAACCAUGUUCGCCACAUUUCUCCUCUUGGUACUAGGAGGACUACUGCUCUUCUCUUUCGUCUUCACCACAUUCGGCGUGAUGGCAUAUCUCACCUUCCGUCUCGGCCAACACCUCCAAUUACAAGGGCACUUUGGAAUAGCAGAAUGGGCUCAAGAAACAAAGCAACAUUUCACUUUCGUUAGUGUGAAACCUGAAGACAACGACGAUUCAGACGGGUCUGGCGUAUUUGUUGCACGUGAGGCUAACGACAAAGUGAAAAGUGAAGACGGGUCUCCCUCACGCUCCGUGAUGGUAUCCCCCUGCUCAAAUUGA